Molecule: messenger RNA, 675 nt
Organism: Humulus lupulus (European hop)
Lineage: Eukaryota; Viridiplantae; Streptophyta; Magnoliopsida; Rosales; Cannabaceae
Exons: 2
Coding region: 1-675 (224 amino acids)
Source: RefSeq, a predicted model, not a curated record
AUGGCUGCUACAGAGACGUUGGAAGUUGACCUGAUCCUGAACCGCGCCCUGAACGAGUUCACCAGUGCCAUGCUGGCCCUCACUAUCGGCCGAAUCCACUUGGGUGCUAUCACCGAGCAGGCCAGAACUUUGGAGCAAUGGCAUGAGGAUGAACUUAAAGUUGUCGAGGCCAAACAUGCUGAACAGCUGGCCAUGGUGGUUGAGGAAAAGGCCAAACUGGCUAAGGAGUUGGAGGAGAAGCAUAGGUCUUUGGAGAAAGUUCGCGAGCAGAGGGACCAAUUUAAGGAGUCCAACCGCUUUAACUUACGCGCAUCCCAACAGCUUGAGGUGGACUUGGCCGCGAGCAGGCAGGAGACCACAACUCUGGAGGGUUGGAUUGAGGAGUUGGAGAAGGCCAACGCCGACAACUUGGAAAGGUAUAAGAAUGCCACUCUUCAAUGCUUCUUUGAUUUCUGGAGGCACAAUCAGGGUGCCAACUUUGACUACCUUCCCGAGAAUGCGAGAGAUGCCGAACUUGCUCGCUGCGCUGCUCUGUUGGUUGAGGAAGAAAGAUCAAGGGUUCUUGCUUCCCCUGAAAUCUCGCUGGCCGCCGGGAUGGAUGGGGCAGACAAUGAGGCUGGAGGCGUUGUCGAUCAGAACCUUCCCCAAGAUCCUCCAGCUCGUCAAAAUCCUUGA